Messenger RNA from Dentiscutata heterogama, 132 nucleotides. Lineage: Eukaryota; Fungi; Glomeromycota; Glomeromycetes; Diversisporales; Gigasporaceae. The record is from the annotation of a GenBank genome assembly.
AUGACUGAAGCUUUACCCCUUUCGUUUAUGAUACUAAUAGAUCCACAACGUGAAGGCAACUCUGAAAGUUUGUAUUGCAAAACAUUCUCUUUCCAAUUAGUAACACCUGCCUUAGAGGAAGAAAUAGAUUGA